AUGCAGAUCAACAAGCUGUUCGUUGCCGCCAUCUUUGGUCUUGCGACCACGGUCAUGGCUCAAGAGGGCAAAUGCACCGCCAAGGGAGAGUGCCAGGAGAACGCAAGCGGUGUCAAGUUACUCUGCACCUCUGGCAGCUGUGCCAAUAAGGCAGGACAAGCCUGCACAAGGAAUGGACCCGGAUCUUCGAAUGUUGCAAACUGCCCUAAGUAA
Messenger RNA from Colletotrichum chrysophilum, 213 nucleotides. RefSeq lists its product as uncharacterized. Lineage: Eukaryota; Fungi; Ascomycota; Sordariomycetes; Glomerellales; Glomerellaceae. The coding region runs from base 1 to 213 and encodes 70 amino acids. The record is from RefSeq and is a predicted model, not a curated record. The transcript has 2 exons.